AUGCCAGGCAAGCCUGAGCCUUUUACCAUGCAUGUCCCCGAAGAAAAAUUGUCCGAGUUUCAUGAGCUCCUGAAAUUGUCAAAGGUCGGGCCUGCGACAUGGUGGAAUCGGCACAAUGAUCGCCGCUUUGGAGUGUCUCACGAGUGGCUAAGCCAGGCGAAAGAAAUAUGGCUUGAGACGUUUGACUGGCGCCAACAAGAGGCGAGGAUCAAUAAAUUCCCCAACUUCAAGAUCACUGUCGAUGACCCGGAGUCUGGGGAAAUUGAGAUGCACUUUUUGGCUCUGUUUUCCUCGAAGAUGGACGCCAUACCGUUCAUUUUUCUACAUGGGUUCCCGGGUUCUGUUUUCGAGCUUUUACCCAUGAUGGAGCUGCUUCUCGACAAGUACACACCCGCAACUCUUCCAUACCACGUCAUUGUGCCAUCGCUACCAAAUUAUGGACUAUCUGGCAGUCCUAAUAAGAACGUCGAGAUGACUUUGGACCAGGCUGCACGCAUCAUGCACCAGUUGAUGAUUGACCUUGGGUUCGGCGAGGGAUACGUUGCUCAGGGCGGUGAUCUUGGCAUCAAUAUGCUAACACUGAAUCCGGGAGAAACUGCACCUUCGUCCGAUAGUGUGUCUGCUGAGGAGCUACAGGAAAUGAAGCGAACCGAAACCUGGGCUCAAACUGGCUUGGCAUUUGCACUUGAGCAUGGAACCCGCCCUGCUACUGUUGGGCUGGCUAUUGCUUCCAAUCCGCUCUCUUUGCUCGCUUGGAUUGGCGAGAAGUUCCUCGAGUGGGUCGACCAACGAGAACCGCUGCCUCUCGAUACCAUAUUGGCUAUGACAAGCUUCUACUGGUUCACGGAUACUUUUCCUCGCAGCCUAUACCACGCACAGGUCCUACAAACGCUGCUCAAAGGAAAUCCUAUCCCGAUAUCGAAAGAAAAACCACUUGGGUAUUCGCAAUUCCCGCGUGAUCUUGCUUUGCUUCCCAAAGCCUGGGCUUAUCAACUUUACCCGAAUUUAGUAUUCUUUAAAGCACAUGAGAUGGGAGGGCAUUUUGCAAGGCUGGAGCAACCAGUGUUAUUCUUAGACGACAUCGAGGACUUUUCCAAAUGUAUUCACAGUAUCUUUAAUUAG
This is a messenger RNA of Trichoderma aggressivum f. europaeum, 1122 nucleotides long. RefSeq lists its product as uncharacterized. The record is from RefSeq and is a predicted model, not a curated record. Gene Ontology annotation, biological process: epoxide metabolic process. The transcript has 4 exons. Lineage: Eukaryota; Fungi; Ascomycota; Sordariomycetes; Hypocreales; Hypocreaceae. Gene Ontology annotation, molecular function: epoxide hydrolase activity. The coding region runs from base 1 to 1122 and encodes 373 amino acids.